GAGGCCUUCACGCCACUCGGAAGGGACAGGGAGGAUGCUAUAGAAAUAGUCAGCUGUGAGCAGGUGAUGAGGUCGUCGCUGCUCGUAGGAUUUAGUCGGAUGUGUGAAAUACUACAAGUGUGUUUCCAAUCACCACACCGCCAUCGCCAUUAAGACGCAUUCUGUUCUGUUUCUGCUGCACUGAACUGCAAGGAGAAAGUCUGUAGGGAGUUCUCAAGGUCAUGGCAGCGUCUGCUGCAGUCAUAUUAAGUGUAUGGGCUGCAGUAUUAGACUCUGUUGUAAGCCAGAUCGUAGUUCAGGAAGUGGAUGUUGGCAGCACAGCUGUUUUACUCUGUCACAGCAAUGAUGAUCACCACAGGUUCCAAUUUUGGGAACUAGAAGGGAACCAUUUAAUUGGUCCUGGAAAUGAAGUUGACACAUCAAAAUACAAAUUUGAGGUUCUGUCUGGUACUUUGUACAUUAAGAGUGUGUCAACAGCUGAAGCAGGGUUUUACAAAUGCUUCUCUAGAGGACUGACAAAUUCAUCAUUUGCCAUACACAGCAUAGAGCUAGUCGUGAAGAAGGAUUGGGAAGAUGUGUGGGAAACAGACACAGAAACAAAUGUUUACAGAAUACUGGUGGUUGUAGCAGCAUUAAUAUUGCUGCUUGGCUUAGCCUAUUUUGUGUACCGAUUCAUUAAGAGACGAAGAUCAUCCAGGUUUGGAGAUUUGUCUGAUGAAGAAUCUCCAGAUGAAGCAGUCACACAUGGAGUAUCAUACAAUGUUUCAAACCUUCCGCCUGUGACACCAACCAACAUCCCUAAUAAUCAGGGUGUGGAUAACCCAGCUCUGGAAACUGAUUUUCCUAAGGUGUUCAAAGUUCUACAGACAACUAGUCACUCACCAAUGUGAUACAGCACUGCAAAGUAGUGUGUGUGUGUGUGUGUGAGUGAAUGAACAGUUUUUAUGGACUAUGUUUUCAACAUUCAAGUUUCUUGUAUUAUAAUGCGAACAUUCUUUGAUUGAGCAGCAACUACGAGGAUACCACUGGUAAGAUAUAAAGUGCAAUUAACAUUCAGAUAAGAAAUAUUAAUUUUAAAGUAAUUAUCCCAUAACUGCUCAUUUUUCCUUCAGAAAUAAUUAAGUCUGAUCACUAAAAUAUCUGUGAAAUAAAAAACUUUCACAUCUCUCCA
Messenger RNA from Zootermopsis nevadensis, 1171 nucleotides. RefSeq lists its product as uncharacterized. The record is from RefSeq and is a predicted model, not a curated record. NCBI's taxonomy places the organism in Eukaryota, Metazoa, Arthropoda, Insecta, Blattodea, Termopsidae.